Messenger RNA from Macroventuria anomochaeta, 1274 nucleotides. Its product is annotated as NAD(P)-binding protein. The transcript has 2 exons. Bases 294 to 1274 code for a protein of 326 amino acids. The record is from RefSeq and is a predicted model, not a curated record. Lineage: Eukaryota; Fungi; Ascomycota; Dothideomycetes; Pleosporales; Didymellaceae.
CCGAAACCUACUCAUUCAAAAGUCGUCGUGAGGGCAUCAGGCAGCUGUUGCCUUGGUGCCUCCAGUGCGAGAGAAAGUGUAGGCAAGCGCCAGGCAACGACAUGUCUGGCGAUAACGUGCGCCGAUGACGCGUAACAGCACGCCUGAAGCCAAAACUCAAAACACUAUUAAAUAGAACAAGGCUGAAGUAUCGCACAUCUUCUUCAGUCUUCUAAUUGUCUGUCUUGACCGCAUAACAUCCACAAGAAACAGCACAGGUCCUCCGAAGCUAUACCCACAACAAAAAAUCCAUCAUGGAACUCAAGAACAUCGCCAUACUCGGACCUGGAGGCAAUGUAGGAAGCGCCAUCAUCAACGAGCUUUCAAGGGACGGCCCACGCUUCAACAUCACAGCAAUAACGCGACAAACCUCAACCUACACUCCACCAGAAGCAUCCGAUAUCACCCACAAGACCGCAGACUACACCUCACUGUCAUCUCUCACCGAAGCAUUCACCGGCCACGAUGCAAUUGUAAACUGCAUCACUGGCGGCGCCACGCAAUACGACUCAUCAAAGCUCAUCAUCGACGCUGCCGUAGCAGCAGGGGUAAAGUUCUUCUUCGCAAACGAAUUCGUCGGCUAUGUCGACAGCCCACAGUUCCAUCGCAUGCCAGAAGCUUUCACUGGCGCCAAGAUCAGGAUCCGGGAGUAUCUAGGAGAGCUCGCUGCUACGGGUAAGAUCACAUGGACGAGUUUGAACGGGGGACCAUUCUUCGAUAUGUGGCUUAUGAAAGGACCUGCGGGCUUUGACGUUGCGAAUCGACGGGCGAGGAUUUAUGGGACGGGGGAGAAUUCGUUGUUUUGGACGCCGUUGCCGGUUAUUGCGCGGGCGGCGGGGAAUAUAUUGAAACGUCCGAAUGUUGUUGCGAAUCGGCCUAUCUACAUUUGUCCUUUCGCCAAGGGGGAACUCACUCAGCGAUCUCUUUUGACAACACUUCAAGAUGUGUUGGACGCCGAAUUUGCGAUCGAGGAAGUCGACCUGGUGAAGAUCAACAAGAACGCGAGGAUUGCUUUAGAAAGAGGAGAAGCAGGCAAGGCUAUGAAGGGCUUAGUAGUCAGUAACCAGUUCUACGAAGAGGACAGCGGGAACGACUUCAGUCAUUUGAUACAGAACGCCGUUGUGGGUGUGGACUUGAUGAGCGUGGAGGAGGCGGUACGGGAUGCUAUUGCACGGUGGGGACAGGAUUGUCCAAUCGUAGAGAGCAUGUUUAGGGUAGAAGCAUGCGAGAUUUAG